AUGGUAGCCCUCGUUGAUAUUGACCUCUCGAGUAACAAGUUAGAAGGUCUUAUUCCAAAAACCUUUGGGAAUAUGGUAACCCUUGUUGAUCUUGACCUCUCUCGUAACAAGUUAGAAGGUCUUAUUCCAAAAAAUUUCGGGAAUUUGAUAGCCCUUGUUUAUAUUGACCUCUCUUUCAACAACCUUGACAGGGUUAUGCCACAAGCUUUGAAGAAUCUUCACAAGUUGCAAGUAUUAGACUUGUCAGACAAUAAUUUAAGUGGAGAGACAAGAUUGGGUUCCCCCAUUUCAAUUCGAUGCCAUCAAAUUGAGGUCCUGACAAGAUUGGGUUCCCCCAUUUCAAUUGGAUACCAUCAAAUUGAGGUCCUGGGAGUUGGGGCCAGCUUUACCUCAGUGGCUUGA
This is a messenger RNA of Corylus avellana, 402 nucleotides long. The record is from RefSeq and is a predicted model, not a curated record. Lineage: Eukaryota; Viridiplantae; Streptophyta; Magnoliopsida; Fagales; Betulaceae.